ACAACGAGUUUCAUUCUAAAAAAGCACCCCCUUUUUCUUCUUCCUCUCAAUUUUUCUCUCUGCAGAAGAACCUACCAGAUGCUGAAACCGCACUGAAUCGCCAAUUUUUUUUUUUCAGGAAUAGUGAUGGAGAACAACAGCAAGAUGAAGGUUCCGAAGUCGAGGACUUUGAACGAAAACGUUUCGCCGUUUCAGAUCGAGUUGGAUGAUCAUAGAGGACGCUAUCUCCAAUCAACGAACAUGAGUCCAAGAUUUCAACCGUACGCAGAGAACAUCGACGCCGGCUCGCCGCUCGCGCGGUACCUCUUCAGCGCGUCUCCAAUUUCCCGGAAGGUUAUGAUCGGCGACGAGGCCUUCACUUCGCCGACGUUCGGCUCCAGCAAGUACGGCUCCAGCAGGCAUUCACUUCUCCGUCGUUCGCGGUCGCCGCUUUCUGCUAUUGAGAACGCGCCGCGCUUGUCGCCGCCGAUGUACGGAACGCCGGUGAAGGUGGAUGAUGAAGUUCUUGUGAUGGAUGAUAUUCUGGUGAGGCGAAUGUCGGGAGAAAAGAACGGAAGGUCUUCAUCAUCUUCCUCCGGCCGGGGUUCGUCGUCGUCGUCGAAGAGCGUGUUCAAGACGGAUAUUUGCAGAGCGUGGGAGGAAUCUGGAAACUGCCGCUACAACUCCAAAUGCCAGAUUGCACACGGGAAAGAGCUUCAUCCUAGUCGUCUCUCCAUGAUGAGCAAAUAUGAGGCACAGACGUCCAAAUCACCUUUGAGUGCAGGAUCACGCAUACAUGGCCCAAGUAGCCAGAGUUGUGGUAAGUCCUAUGCAGCAGCUGUAUCUGGAAAAGAAGUCACAACAUCCGAACAAGCUUCACAUGAACCUCAUCAUUCCCUUGUCAAUUCCAACACUUUCAAUGACUGGUCACCCUUGGAUGAUGGCAUUGAUGUUGUCCUCCCAAAUGUUUCUGAUAAAGCUCCGUCAAGGGAAGAAGUUGAUACACACAUUUUCAGGAUUCUCUAUGCACCCUCUACUAAAAGGAGGCUACCGGUAUUUGAAGAAAUUUGCCAAUGUGAAGAGAACCCGUGAUUUGUAAAAGGCCUCCUCACUGAUGGAAAGUACUCUUGAACAUCCUCCUAAGAUACUCUCAAAAGUCAAAACCAUUGUUUCUUCUGCCAUUUGAAUAACCCCCACCGUUUUUUUGGAAAAUUAUCCUCCCCUCCCUCCCUCUUUCUAAUUGAUUUCAAUCUUGGUUGGGUGAAUUGAUAAGUAUAACUGCGGUGACAGUUAAUAAUCAGUUGAAUAAUUUUGCAUGUUUUCCUAUCAGCUGGAUCAGAAUACAAAUAUUAGGUUGUUAAGAGUUUGAACAAUAAUUUU
Gastrolobium bilobum is the source of this 1359-nucleotide messenger RNA. RefSeq lists its product as uncharacterized. Gene Ontology annotation, molecular function: metal ion binding; mRNA binding. The transcript has 4 exons. Lineage: Eukaryota; Viridiplantae; Streptophyta; Magnoliopsida; Fabales; Fabaceae. Bases 127 to 1071 code for a protein of 314 amino acids. The record is from RefSeq and is a predicted model, not a curated record.